Molecule: messenger RNA, 136 nt
Organism: Dentiscutata erythropus
Lineage: Eukaryota; Fungi; Glomeromycota; Glomeromycetes; Diversisporales; Gigasporaceae
Source: the annotation of a GenBank genome assembly
GAUAUAUCAGAGGAAUCAGUGUUUCGAGACUAUGCCUUAUCUACAAUAGUUGGUGGGAAUGAUGAAAAAAAUACACAGAGCGGGGAACAAAGUUCCAUAACCAAGCCUGAUGAUAUAUCUGCAGUUAGUAAACCUA